CUGCAUUGAGCCUGGCCUGAUGUGGUCCUGCUUCGGCCUUCCAAAGUGCUGGGAUUAUAGGUGUGAGCUACCACGCCUGGCCCAUCACUGUUAUUAUCAGAUAGCCCUGAUUCAGACUCUGCUUCUCCAUGUUCUUGCCUGUAUGUUAGGGAGAACGCCUACUUCCUGGGGUGGGUGGGAGGGCUGAGGACUUGUGUGUGUCAGUGAAGCCAGGAGCUCAGAGCUGCUCAGAGCUGCCUGAUCUUGUCAAGCCCAGGGGCUCAGAACACAGUCACAUUACCAGGUCUAUUUGGAGGGGAGGCUGGGAAAUUACGUGACAAACAGAAAUGAGGCACCCCAUUCAGGAAGGAGGAGGCGUGAUGUCGGAUGGCCUGACUCCUCCUGUGUCCUGGGUGCUCCCUGGGAGACUGGGGAGGUGCUGGCAUCAGGUGGCCGCCUCUGACUCCGCGACCCACCCAGAGUCAUCAGGUGGAAUGCUAUGGAAUAUGAUGAGAAGCUGGCCCGCUUCCGGCAGGCCCACCUCAACCCCUUCAACAAGCAGUCAGGACCGAGACAGCAUGAGCAGCGCCCUGGAGAGGAGGCCCCGGACGCCACACCUGAAGAGGCCCUGCCGGAGCUGCCCCCUGCGGAGCCAGAGUUCCGCUGCGCUGAGCGCGUGAUGGAUCUCGGCCUGUCUGAAGACCACUUCUCCCGCCCUGUGGGUCUGUUCCUGGCCUCUGAUGUGCAGCAGCUGCAGCAGGCGAUCGAGGACUGCAAGCAGGUGAUCCUGGAGCUGCCCGAGCAGUCGGAGAAGCAGAAGGAUGCCGUGGUGCGGCUCAUCCACCUCCGGCUGAAGCUCCAGGAGCUGAAGGACCCCAACGAGGAUGAGCCAAACAUCAGAGUGCUCCUGGAGCACCGCUUCUACAAGGAGAAGAGCAAGAGUGUCAAGCAGACCUGUGACAAGUGCAACACCAUCAUCUGGGGGCUCAUUCAGACCUGGUACACCUGCACAGGGUGUUAUUACCGCUGUCACAGCAAGUGCUUGAACCUCAUCUCCAAGCCCUGUGUGAGCUCCAAAGUCAGCCACCAAGCUGAAUAUGAACUGAACAUCUGCCCCGAGACCGGGCUGGACAGCCAGGAUUACCGCUGUGCUGAGUGCCGGGUGCCCAUCUCUCUGCGGGGUGUGCCCAGCGAGGCCAGGCAGUGUGACUACACCGGCCAGUACUACUGCAGCCACUGCCACUGGAACGACUUGGCCGUCAUCCCCGCACGCGUGGUGCACAACUGGGACUUCGAGCCUCGAAAGGUAUCCCGCUGCAGCAUGCGCUACCUGGCGCUGAUGGUGUCUCGGCCCGUGCUCAGGCUCCGUGAGAUCAACCCGCUGCUGUUCAACUACGUGGAGGAGCUGGUGGAGAUUCGCAAGCUGCGCCAGGACAUCCUGCUCAUGAAGCCGUACUUCCUCACCUGCAGGGAGGCCAUGGAGGCUCGUCUGCUGCUGCAGCUCCAGGAUCGGCAGCAUUUUGUGGAGAACGACGAGAUGUACUCUGUCCAGGACCUCCUGGAUGUGCAUGCUGGCCGCCUGGGCUGCUCGCUCACCGAGAUCCACACGCUCUUCGCCAAGCACAUCAAGCUGGACUGCGAGCGGUGCCAGGCCAAGGGCUUCGUGUGUGAGCUCUGCAGAGAGGGCGACGUGCUGUUCCCCUUCGACAGCCACACGUCUGUGUGCACCGACUGCUCCGCCGUCUUCCACAGGGACUGCUACUACGACAACUCCACCACGUGCCCCAAGUGUGCCCGGCUCAGCCUGAGGAAGCAGUCACUCUUCCAGGAGUCAGGUGCUGACGUGGAGGCCUAGGGCUGAGGAGGAGUGCCGGGCACCCGCCUGGGCCACCGGGACCCACCCGACAAUGUCAAGUCGUUUGUUCUGCUCUGGAGACCCCUGGGGUGCGGCCCCAGGACCCCUUCGCCCCUGCGGGGCCAGAGUGGCUGGGCAUUGUCAAGGACUGUGGUCUCCCACGUGCGUGCGGGGACUCGGGGCGGCCACGCCUGCCUGCACUCCUGUGAGGGGUCCUUACGUGGCCCCCAGCCUUCCCCAGUGCAGGACUCCCUGGGCAGGGAGCUGGGGGACAUCUCACCUCCCUCGUGGCACAGAGCCCUCCACACCCCUGGACCAGGGCACCUGGGCCCUAGAGAUUUCGCAGCUCCCGUCCGGGGCACCCUGGAAACUCGUCAGGCCAAGACCCCAAGAGGGCUUCUGAGGAGGCGUGAGGGUGCACCACCCAGCCCAGGGCCGAGUUUCCCAGGCAGUGGGUUUCCGCUCUGCCUGGAGGCUCCAUCCUGUCCAGCCACGUACCUUCUUGGGGCUUCUGGUUGUCCCCAGCUGGGGCUGUUCACAGCUGUCACCUGUAGACCCACCUCUACCUGGGGCCUGAGGGUCUAAGGCCUCACUGCGGGGUCAGCCCAGUGGGUCACCUGUUGUUUCUGUACAACGGCAGGGGAGCGGGCCAUGGAGCUUUUCCCUGCUGGGUGCUCCUGCCUUGGCUCAGCCCACCUUUGCUGGUGCUCUAAGCUGGGAGGCCGUGGGUCCGUCUGAGGAGGAUGUCCUGGCCUCCAGGUGUGGAGCAGGGACUGCGCCUGAAGGAGGUUCCAGGUUAGACAGUGGGACCCUACAGGGGUUCCUUGUGGCAUUUCUUGGAACCAAAUCUGCCUGGAGGAGCUGUGUCCUGCUGCCUGUGACGAGCUCUGGGUAGCUUGGAAACGACCGGCCAGGGGCCUUUUCUUGGGGGCCUGAGGUCAAGAGCUGAGAAUAUUUGCUUGGCUGAGCCCAUUCAGGAAGAUCAGGGAGGGGGGUGUGGGAGGCCCCUCACGCCGCAGGACAGAGGCCCCGGACAGCAGGGGAGCCCUGGGUGUGGGGACACUUGGUUUUGCUGUGUGCACUUUACAGACCCUGUGGUCCAUGAGGGGCCUUGGGAGAGGACAUUUUGGUAUGUGGCUUCCCAGCCUUCUGCCCUGGGAAGUGGGGGUGCUCCUGUCUGUCCUUUUCGGGGAGCAGAGGGUGAGGGGUUACAUGGGUCCCACACCCUGGACCGUGCUUGGCUGCUGGUACACAUGGUGGGCAGAGGACAGCGAAUAUCAAGGCUUGGUCGGUGUCCCCUUUGACC
Molecule: messenger RNA, 3140 nt
Organism: Sapajus apella (tufted capuchin)
Lineage: Eukaryota; Metazoa; Chordata; Mammalia; Primates; Cebidae
Gene: DEF8
Product: differentially expressed in FDCP 8 homolog
Exons: 12
Coding region: 479-1834 (451 amino acids)
Source: RefSeq, a predicted model, not a curated record